Messenger RNA from Ipomoea nil (Japanese morning glory), 1690 nucleotides. RefSeq names its product histone deacetylase 19-like. The coding region runs from base 133 to 1605 and encodes 490 amino acids. The transcript is spliced from 8 exons. The record is from RefSeq and is a predicted model, not a curated record. NCBI's taxonomy places the organism in Eukaryota, Viridiplantae, Streptophyta, Magnoliopsida, Solanales, Convolvulaceae. Gene Ontology annotation, molecular function: histone deacetylase activity.
UCUUUCCAUUGUAUAUAACACUCAGAUAUCUAUCGGAUACGCUCACCAACCUAACGUCGCGCCGUAGCGGAAGCAGUAACUGCCUCUCUCUCUCUCUCUCACACACACACACACACACAUAGAGGGUUGGCAAUGGAUACUGGAGGCAAUUCAUUACCAUCUGGACCAGAUGGGAAGAAGCGAAAAGUUAGUUAUUUCUAUGACCCAGAAGUUGGGAAUUACUAUUAUGGUCAAGGUCACCCAAUGAAGCCACACAGAAUUCGGAUGACACAUGCUCUUCUUGCACACUAUGGGCUAUUACAACAUAUGCAUGUUGUGAAGCCCCUUCCUGCUAGAGAUAAGGAUCUUUGCAGGUUUCAUGCGGAUGAUUAUGUUUCUUUCUUGAGAAGCAUUACUCCAGAUUCACAACAAGAUAAUAUUAGGCUGCUGAAGAGAUUUAAUGUUGGUGAAGACUGCCCUGUUUUUGAUGGCCUCUACUCUUUCUGUCAAACUUAUGCUGGAGGUUCUGUUGGUGGGGCAGUGAAAUUAAACCAUGGACAAUGUGAUAUUGCAGUGAAUUGGUCCGGUGGGUUACACCAUGCAAAGAAGUGUGAGGCUUCUGGUUUUUGCUAUGUGAAUGAUAUAGUGCUUGCCAUCUUAGAGCUCCUCAAAGUGCAUGAGCGAGUCUUGUAUGUAGACAUUGAUAUCCAUCAUGGUGAUGGUGUUGAAGAGGCCUUCUAUGCUACAGACAGGGUCAUGACGGUUUCAUUUCAUAAAUUUGGAGAUUAUUUCCCUGGGACUGGGGAUAUAGGUGAUCUUGGAUACGGGAAGGGAAAAUAUUACUCUCUUAAUGUUCCAUUAGAUGAUGGAAUCGAUGAUGAAAGCUAUCAGAUGCUAUUUAAGCCGAUAAUGGGCAAAGUGAUGGAAGUUUUUAAGCCUGGUGCUGUAGUGCUGCAAUGCGGUGCCGAUUCAUUGUCCGGAGACAGGUUGGGUUGCUUUAAUCUCUCAAUAAAAGGGCACGCAGAGUGUGUCAGAUACAUGAGGUCUUUUAAUGUACCGUUGCUGUUGCUGGGGGGAGGUGGCUACACAAUACGCAAUGUGGCUCGUUGCUGGUGCUAUGAAACUGGAGUCGCACUUGGGAUGGAACUUGAAGACAAAAUGCCACAGCAUGAAUAUUACGAGUACUUUGGCCCAGAUUAUACUCUUCAUGUCGCUCCUAGUAACAUGGAGAACAAAAAUUCUCGUCAAAUGUUAGAAGAAAUGAGAGCAAAGCUUCUGGAUAAUCUCUCAAAACUUCAGCAUGCACCGAGUGUGCAGUUCCAGGAGCGGCCACCCGAUACUGAAUUUCCAGAGGCCGAUGAAGAUCAGGAUGUCAAAGAUGAAAGGUGGACUCAUGAUUCAGAUGUAAAGGAUGACCUGCGAAAGGCACUAUCAGGGCGAGUUAAGAGGGAGAUUCUUGAACCUGAAGCCAUGGGCACUGAUGAUAUGCAAAUUGACGAGCGCCCUAGGGAACUGGAGUCGACAUUCAUAGAUUCAAAGGGUUCAAUAGCAGCAGCAGUAGCAGAAGCCCAAAUGCAAGGAAACUCUAACAAGCCCUUUGAUCAACCAGUGGAUAUGAACUUGUGAGAAGGGGCCAUUGGAGCGUAUCUAAAUAGAUACUAUACUAUGUUUCCAUAUCUAAAUAGAUACUAUGUUAACACCAAUAGUAUGU